Messenger RNA from Fusarium oxysporum Fo47, 948 nucleotides. RefSeq lists its product as uncharacterized. The record is from RefSeq and is a predicted model, not a curated record. Bases 1 to 948 code for a protein of 315 amino acids. Lineage: Eukaryota; Fungi; Ascomycota; Sordariomycetes; Hypocreales; Nectriaceae. The transcript is spliced from 3 exons.
AUGGUUUGGCUAGACGACAAGAACCCUGAGAACUUGAAUAGCUAUUUCUACCUCUUUUGGCUCACAACCGUUGAUGGCCGCAAAUAUCACACGACCCUGGCCCCGAACUUUUUCAGGGGCCGGACCACUGGCAUUUUCCGAGUGGAAGACUUGCAAGACCUUUCUUCCACCGGCGCAACCGUCUUCGCCCCAGGCACUGGAAGCUCCGAGUAUCUAAACCUGCGCUCCGAAAUACAAAACCUUACUAGCCCAAGGGGUGGGGAUAACUAUACCGCUAUGCAUGUCACAAGUGAUUACGCUGGAGUGAAGCUGGACGUGCACAUGACUCCUACUGGAAAGAACCUAUACAUCGGAGGAAACGGCGGUGUCACCCUUUCAAGCCCUGGCAAUGACUUUCGCGAGUUGGUUCCUGGCUACUCUUGGUAUUGGGGAAAUCCUACGCUGCGCCUCAGCGGCACAAUCAACAUCGAUGGCAAGGACGUGGAAAUCGACCAUGGGAAAUCUAGAGGUUACUUCGAGAGGCAAUCUGGUGAAUUUGGCAUUUCUGGAGGUCAUUGGGGAUACUGGCUUUACCUAUCUAACGGCAUCUUCAUCCACGGAUGGGUUGUCGGUGCUACCGUCGAGAGGCCCUACAGUACCCCCGCUUGGGCAACUGUUUGGCACCCUAACGGCAUCCACGAAGUCCUCGAAGUCGGAAACACCACCACAGCCACGGAUGUAUGGAAAAGCCCUGUGAGUGGCAAGAAUUACUUCCAGAACUUCAAAUUAGACCUGCCUUCUCGAGAAGCGAGCUUUCAUAUCCACCAGGCUAUUAAGAAGAGCGAACUCCGGCCUCUUCCUGGCUCAGACGGAUACCAGAUCACUGAGGCCUAUUCCCAAGGUCACGGAGUUUGGGAGGGCGAGAAAGUGACAUUUUACGGACACACUGAGGAACUGUCGUACUGGUAA